This is a messenger RNA of Hibiscus syriacus, 428 nucleotides long. RefSeq lists its product as uncharacterized. Lineage: Eukaryota; Viridiplantae; Streptophyta; Magnoliopsida; Malvales; Malvaceae. The record is from RefSeq and is a predicted model, not a curated record. The transcript is spliced from 2 exons. Bases 16 to 402 code for a protein of 128 amino acids.
CACGAAGCACUCGAAAUGUCGUCGACCGAUGAAGCGGAGGCGAAUUCUUCGGUGGCCUCUAACAAUGGGGUGGAAGCGAAUGAUUGUUCAGGGCCUUCGAAGAAAGCAGACGAGAUCAGUCGGAUGCUGAGUAAUGGGAUCCUGAAUGUUGCUGCUAGAGUUCGAUGUUGUUUCGGAUUCGGGAUUUGGCCUUUUGGGGCAAUCGGCGGUGCUUUGUUGGUGUCGUUUGUGUAUGCUAAGAUGAGGAAAUGGCGUGCGAGAGUCAAGGAAGAAAGCAAGGAUCGGUUGAUUGUUUUGGUUCAAGAGAAAGAACAGAAGAUCAACCAGCUGCUGUUUCAAAUUGCUCAUAUGAAAGAACUGAUAUCUGCACGACGCAGUGUUCCUGUGCUUCGAGUCAGCUGAUUCACCUUAAUUUCUCCGGCUUCAUU